AUGACCGGUUCAUCUACGAAACAUCACCCAAACGUUUUUAAUGGAUACGGUCUAUUCGGUGAAGAUCAUUGCUUUAAAGCUUGUGGUACAGAGGAAUUCAUCAAAAUGGCACAGAAAGCCUCCUCAUUGAUCUCCACAUCCGAGAACUGUGUUUUAAUAUUGACGGGCUUGAUGGUCAUCUCGGCAUUCGCUGUCGGUGUCUGGGGAUUGGCGUUUCUGUUCUUAAAGAACUUGGAGCGAAGAGAUCGUGUCCAUUACUAUCGCGUGAAGCGAUCUCAAUCUUUGGAUCGUUUCUCAUCUGCACAUCUAAUCAUCAACAAAACGCAAUCAAGU
Molecule: messenger RNA, 333 nt
Organism: Mesorhabditis belari
Lineage: Eukaryota; Metazoa; Nematoda; Chromadorea; Rhabditida; Rhabditidae
Source: the annotation of a GenBank genome assembly